AUGGGUCCACCUCGUCGCAAAGUUCUGGCCACGGCCGAGGAGACCAUGACCCCUCCUGACGAACUGACCGAAACACAACUGAUCGUGCGGGCGAUCAAGGCUACCGGAAACAACAUUUACCUGAUUGAAACCCCAGACAAGCAGCAGAUGCUGGUCGAAUUGCCGGCGAGAUUUCGGUCGACUUUCUGGAUCAAGCGCGGCUCCUAUAUGGCAAUCGAUACCAAAGCAUCGGAGGAGCGGGACAACAAGAUUGGUGGCGAGAUUAUCAACAUUGUGCGGGAUGAGAAAGCAUGGAGAAAGGCUUCCUUCUGGCCGAAGGAAUUUGUCAAGCAGCCAGUGUUUACCGGCGGUGACUCCGACUCCGAGGAGGAAUCUCGAGUGGGCAAAAUGCCUUCAUCCGAUGAAGAUUCUGAUGCUUGA
Molecule: messenger RNA, 420 nt
Organism: Penicillium verhagenii
Lineage: Eukaryota; Fungi; Ascomycota; Eurotiomycetes; Eurotiales; Aspergillaceae
Product: putative eukaryotic translation initiation factor eIF1a-like protein
Exons: 2
Coding region: 1-420 (139 amino acids)
Biological process (GO): translational initiation
Cellular component (GO): nucleus
Molecular function (GO): translation initiation factor activity; RNA binding
Source: RefSeq, a predicted model, not a curated record